AUGGAGAAAAUUAGUCAACUGUUGCUUCUUGUGGCAUUGGCCACACAAGCCACAGGUUUUACUCAAUCGAACCUUGUUGCCAAUAAGCCAGUACUAACAUCGUCAUCAGUUCCAGCUAGUAACAACAAUCCGAAGACUGCUCUUUUCAUGGCAGGAUUCGGUGGAGGCGGUGCCAAGAGCGCAAAAGGCAAGAGCAAAAAGAAGGAUGCGCCCAUCAAACUAAAGCCCAAACUUCAAUGGGAUCGCUACGCUGCACUGAAGAAGACUGCUGCCAGUGUUGCCGUCGGAAUUCGCUUGGUCGGUGAAGAAAGUCCCGAAUGGUUGUCUGUUGGCAAGGUGAAAUCCAAGGAUGAUGAACUCACGGCUGCAGCAGUCGCCAUGCAACGAGGAAUUAUUGCAGAGCAUGGCAAAAGGUUAUUUCCAUUGCAAGUUUCCAAAAAGUCGACUGUCGAGUGGGGAUACAAGGAAGGUGAUUCUGAUUCCGAUUCUGGGGAAUGGAAGGUAGUUGACGUCAAGGCGUCGCUGAUCGAUGUGCCAGACGGAUUUGAAAAGGACAUUGGAUUCGAAGGAAUUGGUGACCCAGCAACUGGAUUUUACUGUGUUUACGACAAUGGCAAACUCAAGGUUGGUGACGAAACAAGCUUUACCUAG
This is a messenger RNA of Cylindrotheca closterium, 651 nucleotides long. The record is from the annotation of a GenBank genome assembly. NCBI's taxonomy places the organism in Eukaryota, Bacillariophyta, Bacillariophyceae, Bacillariales, Bacillariaceae.